Prunus mume (Japanese apricot) is the source of this 1875-nucleotide messenger RNA. RefSeq names its product F-box/LRR-repeat protein At3g26922-like. Gene Ontology annotation, molecular function: protein binding. NCBI's taxonomy places the organism in Eukaryota, Viridiplantae, Streptophyta, Magnoliopsida, Rosales, Rosaceae. The record is from RefSeq and is a predicted model, not a curated record.
UAAUUUUCCUAGACAUCCAAAGAAACCCAGGCCCUAGAAUAUGGAGGAAAUGGAAGAGGCGAGCAACCAAAACCCAAGAGCCACCGUUACCAAUCGAAACCUAAACGAUCUCCCAGAGGAGCUCCUCCUCCACAUCCUCACCUGUCUUCCCAUAUUAGAAUCGGUCCAAACCUCCCUCAUAUCCCAGAAAUGGAGACCCCUCUGGUCUCGUGUUCCCUCCUUGAACUUCCUCUUCGAACUCUUCCCGCCAUACGAGCCACCCUUAGAUACUCGCCAGUUCUUCGCCGAGUUCAUCGACCGCGUUCUUAUUCUUCGCUCCAAUUCUCCCAUCCACACUUUUCGCCUCUCUUUCAUCUACCAUGGUCACUACCGCUCUCAUGUCGACUCUUGGGUUCGAUCCGCCAUAACCCGCCUUCGCACACGUGAGCUCUAUCUCGACUUCUUCAUCCACAAAGAUUUUCAUAACGAAGAAACUCAUAAUCACAGGUAUGAUUUCCCUUUCUCUGUUCUGAGAAAUGGGUGCGUUGCAAUCUUAGGCCUUACGCGAUGUGAUCUUACAUUGCCGGCUAAAAUGUCCACGCUGCGUUUUUGCUCGAUUGGGUCCAUGUUUCUCAAUGAGGUUUAUUUGACGGACCAGGCCAUGCGGGAUUUGAUUUCGGGUUGCCCCAAUUUGGAGGCUUUGGAUCUUGAGAACUGUUUGGCGCAUCAUCAUAUGAAGAUAUGUAGCACAAAGCUUAAGAGGCUAGCACUUAGGUAUUUUUAUGAUUCUGAACUCGAAGAGACCAUUUUGGUUGAUUGCCCAAACCUUUGUUCGAUCAGUUUUAAUUGUUGUGCCUUUGACAAAUUUGUACUUAAGAAUGCGUGGUCCCUGGUUGAGUUUCGUGUCGAUAUUUUGCACAAAAUCGAUCGGUCCUAUCGUUAUUGGAACAAGGUUGUGAGGCUACUAGGACAAGCACCUAAUGUUAAGCAUCUUAAUGUGCAGAAUUGGUGGUUUAAGUUUCUGACAUCAAAGGAUUCUUUCCCCAAAAGUUUUAUGAUCCACAAUCUCAACCACUUAGAGCUACGGACGGGGUUUACCCAAUAUGAUCUGGUUGGCAUGGCUGCACUGCUUAAGCUUUGUCCCAAUCUCGAGACAAUGAUGCUGGACUACCUUUUCAAGAUAGAGGAAGAUGAGACUUUAUCAGAAGAGUUCUCAAGUAAACCAGUUAAAUUGAGCAUGCCAAGUCUCAAGCAAGUUACGGUGACAUCUUAUACUGGAACAGAAGAUGAAAUUAAUUUUAUGAAAAUCUUGAGUACGCAAGGAGUUGCCCUAGAAAAGAUUAUACUUGUCCUUGGCCAUGUUGGUGCAAAGUCGCGUCUUCAAAUGGUUCUAUAUAGGAAUGCUUCACAAAGUUGGAAGUGCUACGCACCAGAUCUCUCCCCCACAACACUGAAUUAUAUAGACUCUGAGAUUUUUAAACAGGGAAUCAAUUGGCUCUUUGAAAGUUGUCUUGUUUUUUGAAUGUGGAAGUCUGCCAGGAAAUCAUUUGGCCUUGUAGAAUUUACAUGGAAUCAUUUGGCCAUGUAGAAUUUACAUGGAAUCACUGUUUUGCCGUCCCUGACAAAUAACACUAUGAUACGCGUGAUAACACUUACACGUGGCAUAGCAUUAUUUGCCGGGAUAAUCUGUUUGUAACUAAGGUUUUCUUCAAAGGAACUACACUGUAAAAACGUCCGGUUUGUAUUUGACUUGGCAGCUAUAGAUUCUGUGGGGCACCAUCCCUCGCCACCAACUUUUUUCCUAUUUUGAUUGUGGUUCUUUGACCUCUGUACAAGUCAGCAUUUUGGUGCAAGUAUGUUCACAUAUCAGCAUCUGUGAAUUUUUUUAAAAGCAAA